AUGUACGCCGCUCUCGGGAUUGAAAAAGACGACGACGAAGACGAAGCCUUUGUUCUGGAUGAGGAGGAUGAGGAAGACAACGGCGACGAAGAGGCGGAGGAUUGCUACCAAGAGGAGGAAGACGAAGAAGAGCUUUCUGCUGGGGAUGAAACCCAAUCUUUCGCGAAAAAGCGUAAGGCGGAGCUGCAGCUUCACGAGUCUGUCGACGCUGAUUCGGCCCCGCGUUUAUCCAAGCGGAACAAGCAGUACAUACCGCGGAAGCGAUCAAGCAAGCACCUUGACAAGUUGCGGGAGAUCAACGAGGAGCGCGAAGAAAUUAUCAACCCCGUUCCGCCCUUUACCCCAGCGAUUAUCAAGAGUUGGAGCAAGUUCAACGCACACUCGAAAAUAUACAAGCAGAAGCACCACCUCAAGUUUCGAGUACGAAGCUCGGAGACACGAAAGCAGUACAACAGGUAUGUGUGA
Molecule: messenger RNA, 465 nt
Organism: Phytophthora sojae
Lineage: Eukaryota; Oomycota; Peronosporomycetes; Peronosporales; Peronosporaceae
Exons: 2
Coding region: 1-465 (154 amino acids)
Source: RefSeq, a predicted model, not a curated record